Cuscuta epithymum is the source of this 1192-nucleotide messenger RNA. The record is from the annotation of a GenBank genome assembly. Lineage: Eukaryota; Viridiplantae; Streptophyta; Magnoliopsida; Solanales; Convolvulaceae.
UUACUUUCUGACUUGUAUGUACCGCCAGCCACUUUCUGAUCUUUUGUGAUCUUAUCUUUCCAUUUUAUCUCUUUGUUUCCCUCCCCUAUGCUAUAUUAUCUCUGCUUUCCUUUCUGGAUUCCCUUCCCCCCUCCCCUUCCCUCUCCCUAUUUCGCUCUUCAACUCUGUCAUGUCACAAGUGAAGCUGCACCCCUGAAGCUUACACUCUAUCACAGUCCUAGAAUCAGCAGUGUGGAUUGAUUGAUAUCGAUAUAUAGUUUGCAUUGGAAUGAAUCGCCCGAAUCUGAAUCUUCAGUGCGAAGAUGAUCUUGAUUCCGAGGUCAGCAGCAAUCAAGUCGCCUCCUCAAACAUAUCCAACGACAGCAACAUGACCAACUCCUCCUCCUGCCUCACCAGUCAACUCGCCCUUGACUUGACCCUCGGCUCCAACAACGCCACCAGCUAUGGCGGGGAGUCGUUGAAGAGCAGCGGCGGCGGCGGUGAAGUGGUGGUCCCGCAUCCGCAAACCGGGCAGCUCUCACGGGUCUUCUCUUGUCACUUCUGCAGGCGCAAGUUUUACAGCUCGCAGGCUUUGGGAGGCCACCAAAACGCCCACAAGAGGGAAAGGACUCUCGCCAAGAAGGCCAUGCGAAUGGGGAUGCUCUCCGACAGAUAUGCCGCGGCCUUGGCGCUUCAGGGCCCCGCUUUCCGGUCCCUGGGCGUCGAGGCCCACGGCUCGGUGCUCCACCCGAGCUGCUUGCCCCGCCACCAACAGCCUGGGAGCAGUCCCUUCCAUGGCGGGGUCAGAGUUGGUGGGGCCCGGUUUGAUCAGCAGGCCUAUUUCGGCGUGCCUCUGUUGGUCGAGGAUGAUGACGGGGAGACGAUGUUCUGGCCUGGAAGCUUUCGAAGAGUCGAUGGUGGCAACCCCGCCGCCGGCCAUAUCUCUAACGUGAGCUUCGUCAAACGCAAUCCUAGCACAACCCCGGACCUAAAUUUGAAACUAUGAUCUGAUCCAUGUCUUUUUCUUUUUUAAUUUUUACCGGCUGUCGGUUUUUACACCAUCCAUUACAUCAUUUACCCCUUUUUCCCGAUCGAUCGAGAUGGAUUGAUUAUAUUCACGAUGUUCGUUGUUUGCCUAUACUGAUGUACAAUAUCCUUGCCCAUGGAAUUCAAUAUAACAAGGUGAUAAUUUGUGCUUAACUUUCGACCAAGC